AUAUUUCAUCCUACCUUUCAGAAAUAUGAGAGUAAUCGAGUUCCGCAUAGUGAUUCCUUUAUCUGUCGAACAAUAUGAGAUCGGUAUGCUUUACUCAGUGUCAGAGACCAGCAAGCAGGAGACAGGUGGAGGAGAAGGUGUCCAGAUCCUUGAGAAUUAUACCUAUGACACAGAAGGAGCUGAUGGGCAGUACACUUACAAGAUAUACCAUUUCUUUAAUAAGUUACCAGCCUGGGUAAGGAUACUAGCCCCUGCCAGUGCCACCAGUAGGGUUCAUGAGGAAGCAUGGAAUACAUAUCCGUACUGCAGAACUAGUGUCUCAAACCCAGAGUUUAUGAAGGAUUCAUUCUUCAUCUACAUUGAGAGUUUACAUGUAGCAGGACGGACUCCUCUGGAGAAUGCACUCAAGGCUGACCAAGAAACACUAGCCAAGAGAGAGGUGGUCUAUAUUGAUAUGGAAGAAGAUGAACAAUUUCAAGCCAGCUGUGCAAACUCAUCGGGAGGUACUAUUCCUGCAGACUGGAAGAAAAACCCUGAUUCUCCUGUAAUGACAGUGUACAAGCUUGUAAAAAUCAAAUUUCAAUGGGUUGGAGUUCAACAGAGAACAGAAGAUAUGAUCUUCAAGAACCAGAAAAGGGCACUUCAAAUGUUCCAUAGAAAGUUGCUCGCCUGGAUGGAUAGAUGGAUCGACCUGAAUAAAGAUGAUAUUCGACGUAUUGAAGAGGAGACAAAGGAGCAUCUGGACCGAGAGCGAACUGUUGGUGAAAUAAAAGGAGAGAUGAUCCAAGAGGAGGAUUAGAUAAUCAAUAAUUAAACUUUAAGUUGUACGGCAGUUCAGCCCAUCAUACUGCCUGUACUGUAGGACACAUUAGAAUAUGUACAUUAUUCAUUCUUGUACAAUUUUACAAGAUUGUACAUAUGCAUUUCAAUUUGCUUCUAAAAUAUCGCCGUGAAACAAUUUAAGUAUAUGACUUAUGAACUAAUUAAACGAUCAGCAAUUUUUUUAGUAUGAUACCGAUCUCACGUCAGUAAUUAAUACUAAACACAAAAUGCAUGAUCAAUGUUUGAGAAUUUAUCAAUGUUUUUAAAAUUCAAGUAAGAAUGUUACCAUUGGGUACUUUAUUUUUAAAAACUUUUAACUUUAUUUUUUAUUAUAAUUUUUUAAUAUUGUGUAAAAUUCUCAUUUUUUUCGGGUUCAACGAUGCUUUUUUUUCUGAAACUCGAAUUCAAUUUAGAAUUUACAAAUUUGUGUGUACUGCUUAAUCCUUAGUUAGUUUUAUCUAUGAUCUUAUUCGACACUUUUUUUCUCUGAAGGUGGGUGUUAAUUUUUAAGGUGAAAUGAACAAUAUUGCUCAAAUUAUUCACUGUUUCCUAAACUCUCAUUCGUACGUAUUUAUGUACAAAUGUACUUUACGUGUACAGUGUGAUGGUGUACAUUGUACACAGUACACACAGAAAUGUACUUCUGAAACAGGUUUUAAAAAUUAUUAUGUUUUGUCAGUACUUUAUUUUUCAAAAUCAUGGAGUGAAGCGUUUUUUUCCUACAGAAUUUUUCCACAGAAAUAAAGGAUUUUAAGCAUU
This is a messenger RNA of Eurytemora carolleeae, 1581 nucleotides long. Its product is annotated as phosphatidylinositol transfer protein beta isoform. The transcript is spliced from 14 exons. The record is from RefSeq and is a predicted model, not a curated record. Gene Ontology annotation, cellular component: cytoplasm. Gene Ontology annotation, molecular function: phosphatidylcholine intramembrane carrier activity; phosphatidylcholine binding; phosphatidylinositol binding. Gene Ontology annotation, biological process: phospholipid transport. NCBI's taxonomy places the organism in Eukaryota, Metazoa, Arthropoda, Copepoda, Calanoida, Temoridae. The coding region runs from base 26 to 799 and encodes 257 amino acids.